Messenger RNA from Heterobasidion irregulare TC 32-1, 429 nucleotides. RefSeq lists its product as uncharacterized. Bases 1 to 429 code for a protein of 142 amino acids. The record is from RefSeq and is a predicted model, not a curated record. Lineage: Eukaryota; Fungi; Basidiomycota; Agaricomycetes; Russulales; Bondarzewiaceae. The transcript has 3 exons.
AUGCCUCCCUGCGCGACCAGCCGCCACACCGGAGGCUCCACGCGCUUCUCCGCGCACCGGCAACCAACGCACAACUUCCCGGCCGCGCUUCCUCCAAGCACGCAUUCGUGCGCACAGCCUCCGUCCAAGCCCGAGCGCGCGCAACGACAGCCCCCUCCGUUCGCUCGGCAGAUGGCAGACGCCGCCCGGUGCUUGGGGCGGGAGCGGACGCCUCGGUACGAACGGGUCCUCCGCGUGCACCGCAGGACAUGCCGCCGAGUCUCGAGCCCGCGGCCGUCUGCCACCGCUGGUCUGUCUUGGCUCGCAAUGCGGGCGUGCAUGGGGUCCCCCUUGCCGGGGCGCGCGCCUGCGCAGCAGGCCGCUCUGGGCGUUGCGGGUGUGUUCGCGUCCGAGUGGAUCAUUGUAUGCGCCGCCGGCAGUCCAGAAUGA